GGCCAAGUUGCAGAAGGGGUAUUCUAUGUGUAUGCCUUUGCGCUCACCAACAAGUGCAACAGCGAUGUCCCCCUUUAUCUGCUUCCAUUAAGCUGUGUAAUCUCUUACCUAGGAAUAUUGCACACAGUCUUAUAUGUGUUUGGCUUUCCCUGUGCAACUGCAUUAAUAAUAUACAAAUGGAGAAGGAGGCACUUGUCAGUGCAUCACAAUAUAGAAGACUUUUUGCAGAACAAUAAGCUCGUGCCAGUAAGGUAUUCUUACUCAAGCAUAAAAAAGAUGGCCAAAGGUUUCAAGGAAAAAUUGGGUGAAGGAGGCUAUGGCUCGGUAUACAAGGCAAAGCUUCGUAGCGGUCGCCUGGUAGCCAUCAAGAUGUUGGGUAAGUCCAAAGCUAAUGGGCAAGACUUCAUCAAUGAAGUUGCUACCAUUGGAAGGAUUCACCAUGUCAACGUGGUGCGACUCAUUGGCUUCUGUGUUGAGGGUUCAAAGCGUGCUCUCGUAUACGACUUCAUGCCUAAUGGAUCUCUUGAUAAAUACUUAUUUUCUCAACAAGGAGUUGUCUCUUUGAAUUGUGAGAAAAUGUUUGAAAUUGCGCUUGGAGUGGCUCGUGGUAUUGAAUAUCUGCACAGAGGAUGUGACAUGCAAAUUCUGCACUUUGACAUCAAACCUCAUAACAUUCUUCUUGACGAGAAUUUUCUUCCCAAGGUGUCUGAUUUUGGAUUAGCAAGGCUAUGCCCGCUCGAUAAUAGCAUUGUAUCUUUGACAGCAGCAAGAGGAACUAUCGGAUACAUAGCACCAGAGUUAUUCUAUAAAAACAUUGGAGGUAUUUCAUACAAAGCUGAUGUCUAUAGUUUUGGAAUGCUAUUGAUGGAAAUGGCUGGCAGAAGAAAGAAUUUAAAUGCAACCAUAGAGAAGUCAAGCCAAAUAUACUUUCCAACAUGGGUUUUUGACCAAUUGAGUGAUGGAAAGGACAUAAAAGUUGAAGACGCCACAGAGGAGGAAGAGAAGAUCAUAAAGAAGAUGAUCAUUGUGGCAUUGUGGUGCAUACAAAUGAAGCCUAGUGUCCGUCCUUCUAUGAAUAAAGCAGUUGAGAUGCUUGAAGGAGAAAUUGAGAGCCUUGAAAUGCCUCCAAAGCCUUUCUUGUAUCCACAACAAUUGCCAGAAGUGGUUCCUGGGGACAAUUCAAGUACCACAAGUGCAUCAACAGUAACAAAUUCUACAGAAAUCGUUUUGAUUGCUGAUGCGAAUCAAACAAUGUAAUAUAUAGCAAUCUUGAUGUGCAAGGGAGAUUACGUAAUGAAUAAGCAAAAUUAGACUUCUGUUUGCUGCCUUUGUUUACUACAUUUGGAAGGAAAUAAAUUGUAGGAUUUUCAUAAACGCUUCUUGCCCCCUUGCCGUAACACUCAAAUUGUAGGAUUUUCAGUAAUUGCAGAAUUUUAUUAGGUAA
Messenger RNA from Prunus dulcis (almond), 1444 nucleotides. Its product is annotated as rust resistance kinase Lr10-like. NCBI's taxonomy places the organism in Eukaryota, Viridiplantae, Streptophyta, Magnoliopsida, Rosales, Rosaceae. Gene Ontology annotation, molecular function: ATP binding; protein kinase activity. The record is from RefSeq and is a predicted model, not a curated record. The coding region runs from base 277 to 1257 and encodes 326 amino acids. Gene Ontology annotation, biological process: protein phosphorylation. The transcript has 2 exons.